Colossoma macropomum (tambaqui) is the source of this 870-nucleotide messenger RNA. It is a transcript of the gene rab38b, whose product is annotated as RAB38b, member of RAS oncogene family. The transcript has 3 exons. Gene Ontology annotation, molecular function: GTPase activity; GTP binding. NCBI's taxonomy places the organism in Eukaryota, Metazoa, Chordata, Actinopteri, Characiformes, Serrasalmidae. Bases 127 to 759 code for a protein of 210 amino acids. The record is from RefSeq and is a predicted model, not a curated record. Gene Ontology annotation, biological process: phagosome-lysosome fusion; endosome to lysosome transport. Gene Ontology annotation, cellular component: trans-Golgi network; phagocytic vesicle; Golgi apparatus.
CGGUCACAAGUUGGCCAAGCACACGCCCUUCACACACACACACACACUGCUGCCGCCUCAGGCGCUGCAUCACUGAACUUCAGCGGGACUGGGACUGAGUAGCAUGCGCACAUAACAGCCACAGCCAUGCAGAACCACCAGAAAGAACGUCUGUACAAAAUCCUGGUUAUCGGAGAUUUGGGAGUGGGCAAGACGAGCAUCAUUAAGCGCUACGUUCACCAGACCUACUCAACGAACUACAGAGCCACCAUAGGAGUGGACUUUGCUCUCAAAGUCCUCAACUGGGACUCAGAAACGGUGCGCUUGCAGCUGUGGGACAUUGCAGGCCAGGAGCGCUUCGGGAACAUGACGCGGGUUUACUACAGAGAGGCCAUGGGGGCGUUCAUUGUUUUUGACGUCACCAGGCCUACGACAUUUGAAGCAGUCAGCAAAUGGAAGGAGGAUCUGGACUCAAAGUUGACACUGGCCAAUGGCAAAAGCAUUCCCAGUGUGCUGCUGGCCAACAAGUGUGACCAAAGCAGAGACAUUGUGGCUAAUAACGGCCUCAAGAUAGACCAGUUCUGCCAAGAGAACGGAUUUGCUGGAUGGUUUGAAACCUCAGCCAAGGAAAACAUCAACAUCAACGAAGCUUCAAACUUCCUGGUCAAACACAUCAUCGCCAGCGAGAACGACAUCCUCAAAUCAGUGGUUCCAGACACCAUCUCACCCCAGCUGACCCCGACCAAAGAGAUGAGCUGCUCCGGGUGCUUUAAACCCUAACAGAGAGCAACGUCUGUCUCCAGAACAGCAGCCGAGGAGGACUGCAGGACUGAGGACCCUCUGCUCCCACUCUGUCUAUUAUCACAUAGCUGGAGCAGGACAGCAAAGACA